Messenger RNA from Rotaria sordida, 510 nucleotides. The record is from the annotation of a GenBank genome assembly. NCBI's taxonomy places the organism in Eukaryota, Metazoa, Rotifera, Eurotatoria, Philodinida, Philodinidae.
AUGGGUGACUACUCGAAAGCACUUGAAUUUUACGAAAAAUCACAUCAAAUUCUCGAAAAAGUUCUGCCUUCAAAUCAUCCCAAUUUGGCUAGUUCCUACAACAACAUCGGUCAAGUGUAUAACGACAUGGGUGACUACUCGAAAGCACUUGAAUUUUACGAAAAAUCACUUAAAAUAAGAGAAAAAGCUCUGCCUCCGAAUCAUCCCGAUUUGGCUACUUCCUACAACAACAUCGGUGCAGAGUAUUACCACAUGGGUGACUACUCGAAAGCACUUGAAUUUUACGAAAAAGCACUUAGAAUAAGAGAAAAAGCUCUGCCUCCGAAUGAUCCCGAUUUUGCUCAAUCCUACAACAACAUUGGUAUGGCGUAUUCCGGCAAAGGAGACUACUCGAAAGCACUCUCAUUCUUAGAAAAGGCACUUUCUAUUCGUCAAAAAUCACUUCCGUCAACACAUCCUCUGAUUAAACAAACAAAAGAUAACAUUGAUCAUGUUAAAAAGAAAAUGUAA